AUGGAGGCUGAAGAGCCUCUAAUGGUACAGUACCGGCGACAACAGCAGAUGACGGCUCCUCCUCUUUCGCGCUUCGAUCCAGUUUACAUCGACCAAGUUUCGCAGGGACGACGCACACGCAGCACGCCUCGCCUUCAUUCCCUAACGACGGGGACCGGCGCCAGCAUCUACAGAUCCACGAUCAUUCCCGCCAUCCGAGCGGCGCAGUCCGAGGUCGUGCUGGUGACGUGCUUCUGGGCGGCGUCGACGACCCGGACUCAGCUCUGCGAAGCGCUCAAGGACCUGUCGAGGCGUGCCCUGGCAUCCUCAUCGUCCGCAGCGGCAACAAGACCGCCCACGAAGAUUUCGGUGCAGAUAUGCUUCUCCUCGAGCUCGCUGGCACGGAACAUGCUCCUUCCCACGCCCACGGAUGGCCAGGUCUACGGCCCUGCCAGCUGGGGGAAACUGGGCCUCCCGGAGCCCGAGGAGGUCAGAGGCCUGGAUCUGCGGGUCGUGCGCAAGUUCUUCUGGCCCUGGGGCAUCAUCCAUUCCAAGUAUGUCAUUGUUGAUCGCAAGCUGGCGAUCUUCCCCUCGUGCAACGUGUCGUGGGAGCGGUGGUUCGAGGUCGCCCUCUCGUUCACAGGCCCCGUGGUCGACCACUUGCGGCUCUUCCACGCCGACUUUUGGGAGGACGGGAGGCCUCCGGCUCCGUCUCCUGCUCCUUCUCGAUCUCCCGGCGGCCCAUCUCUCGCCGCCGUCAAUGCAGCUCAGGCCACCACCACCACUACCACCAUAACGGCGCCCACGACUCUCCUGCCGUCGCCGCACACUCCGGCGAAGCUUCCGAACCACCUCCAACCGCGCAUCUUACUGGGUCGUUUGCUCCCCUGCUUCCUGGACGCAGCAACCAUUCCGUUCCCCCCGACGCCGCUGCUGCAAGCCACGCACCACCUGCUCGCCACGGCGCAGUCCAGCAUCGCCAUCCUCACGCCCAACAUGACCGAGCCGACGGUGCUGGAAUCGCUGCUGGAAGCCCUCGAGAGGGGCGUCCGCGUCUGCAUCUGGACGAACCGCGCCCUGAUGACCGUCGAGCAGAUCGUCACCGCGGGCACGACGACGCCGAGCUGUAUCCAGAAGCUCCGGGAACGGGCGCUGCAGCUGGGAAGGGCGGCGCUGCUGGAAACGUUCUUCUUCGACGAUGACGACGACGAAAACAGCCCGGACGACGGGCCCGGGUUCCUGCAGCGGGGGCGACGAGGGUUGCCAGAGAAUGCCGAUGAUGAAGAGCGAAACCAAGAGUCCAUCCCCGUCAAGCUGCACGCGAAGGUCACCAUCGUCGACGACGAGCGGAUAUUGUUGGGGAGUGGCAACAUGGACGCCGCGAGCUGGCGGACGAGCCAGGAACUGGGCGUGCUGGUCGAAAGUCGCGAGGUGGUCGACGGGUUCAAGAGGCUGUGGGCGGAAGACACUACUAUACCUCCCAUAACUAGACGAAGAGAAUAA
This is a messenger RNA of Fonsecaea erecta, 1482 nucleotides long. RefSeq lists its product as hypothetical. Gene Ontology annotation, molecular function: catalytic activity. The record is from RefSeq and is a predicted model, not a curated record. The transcript has a single exon. NCBI's taxonomy places the organism in Eukaryota, Fungi, Ascomycota, Eurotiomycetes, Chaetothyriales, Herpotrichiellaceae. The coding region runs from base 1 to 1482 and encodes 493 amino acids.